Globicephala melas (long-finned pilot whale) is the source of this 2845-nucleotide messenger RNA. It is a transcript of the gene PBK, whose product is annotated as PDZ binding kinase. Gene Ontology annotation, molecular function: ATP binding; protein serine/threonine kinase activity. The record is from RefSeq and is a predicted model, not a curated record. Gene Ontology annotation, biological process: peptidyl-serine phosphorylation. NCBI's taxonomy places the organism in Eukaryota, Metazoa, Chordata, Mammalia, Artiodactyla, Delphinidae.
GGUUCCCAUCGCAACGACAGUUGCCGAGGGCUUGUGUUGGCAGGUGGGAAGUUCAGGCGGUCGCGGCGUGUUGUCGGGGGCCAAUCGGGACCAAUUUUCAAGACAGCUUUGGCUUGGACGUCUCGUCCCACCGCGCGGCUCCGGACCUUGAGUGAUUAUUACAAUGGAAGAAACCAAUAAUUUCAAGACACCAAGCAGAUUAUCUGAAAAAAAGAAAUCUGCAUUGUGUUUAACUCCAUGCAUAAAUAUUCCUGCCUCUCCGUUUAUGCAGAAGCUUGGCUUUGGUACUGGGGUCAAUGUCUACCUCAUGAAAAGAUCUCCAAGAGGUUUGUCUCAUUCUCCUUGGGCUGUGAAAAAGAUUAAUCCUAGAUGUAAUGAUGAUUAUCAGAGUAUGUAUCAAAAGAGACUAACUGAUGAAGCUAAGAUUUUGAAAAGCCUUAAUCAUCCAAACAUUAUAGGUUACCGUGCCUUCACUAAAGCUAGCGAUGGUAGUCUAUGUCUUGCUAUGGAAUACGGAGGUGAAAAGUCUCUGAAUGACUUAAUAGAAGAACGAAAUAGAGAUAGCCGAGAUCCUUUUCCAGCAGCCAUAAUUUUAAAAGUUGCUUUGAAUAUGGCAAGAGGGUUAAAGUAUUUGCACCAAGACAAGAAACUGCUUCAUGGAGAUAUAAAGUCUUCAAAUGUUGUUAUUAAAGGUGAUUUUGAAACAAUUAAAAUCUGUGAUGUAGGAGUCUCUCUACCAUUGGAUGAAAAUAUGACCGUGACUGACCCUGAGGCCUGUUACAUUGGCACUGAGCCUUGGAAACCUAAGGAAGCUCUGGAGGAGAAUGGUAUUAUUACUGACAAGGCAGACAUAUUCGCCUUUGGCCUUACUCUGUGGGAAAUGAUGACUUUAUCUAUUCCACACAUUAGUCUUCCAGAUGAUGAUGAUGAUGAAGAUAAAACUUUUGAUGAAAGUGACUUUGAUGAUGAAGCAUACUAUGCAGCUUUGGGAACUAGGCCACCUGUUAAUAUGGAAGAACUGGAUGAAUCGUACCAGAAAGCAAUUGAGCUCUUCUCUGUGUGCACUAAUGAAGACCCUAAAGAUCGUCCUUCUGCUGCGCACGUAGUUGACGCUUUGGAAAUGGAUGUCCUGUGAUCACCUCAUACACAUGGCUACCGGAGCUUCAAGUAUAGCUUGUCUGCCAAGCUGACAAAGGAGUUUCUCUCUCUUAGCCUGUUCUCAUGAACUGCAACGUUCUUUUUAAUACAUAAACAAAUACUUUUCCUUGAAUAAUUAUUUCCAGUUCCUGUAGUUGGAAUAUCUAAAUGGAAACAAACUAACACCCAAGGACUGGACCGGCAAAUUCAUAGCACUUGUCUGUGGCAGACGUUACAAAGCGAUCCCCGCCUGCUUUUUCCUUUGAGUCUAGAUAGGGCCUUGAGACCCUCAACACAAGGUUGCAGAGAUUUUACUACCAACGGCAAGAAAACUUUUAAAAUUCUUGUUCUGGAACUUGCUCUUUAAGUCUCUUCUUGAGUUACCUUCUUUUUUUGGUCAUUUGCUUCAUUCUUAGGAAAGAUUUACGUGUGACUGGGUUGAGGAUAUAGCAAUAUUAAUCUUUUUGCUGAAUUAAUUAUAAUUGGCAAAUCAAAACAGGCUUCUCUGAAGUAGCUUUCUCACCUCCCAGACAAAGGCCUCCAGGAACCUGUUUGUACCUCUAUAAAACGGAGAUAAUAAGCACUUGCUUAAGAAAUGUAGAAGACUGUUCUUUCAUGCCUCAUGGUACCUACUUAAUCUACAAUUUGUUGAUUAAAAUAAAAUUAGAACUGACUUUUAAAUAACAAAAAUACUAUAUAUAAAAACUUGUGGCAUGCAGCUGAAGUUGUCCUUAGAGAGAUUUAUAGUCUUAAAUGCUAUAUUAGAAAAGAAAGGCUGAAAAAUCAGCUAAGAAUCUAGGAAAAACAAAGUAAGUCUCCCUUCCAAUAGAAAGAAAUAAAUGAGCAAAAAUUUUAAAACAAAACAAAACCUAUCAUAGAAAAUAGAAAACAAACAUAUAAUAGGAUCAGCAAUGCCAAAAGUUGGGUCUUUGAAAAUAUAAAUAAAAUUGAUAAGCCCUAGCAAGACUUAUAUAGAGAGCAAAAAAGACAUGUCAUAAAUUAAAAAGGAAACAUCACUGCAGAUCCUGUAGAUAUCCAGCCUCAUUCAUGAACACAUGAAAAUUCCCAAACAAAAUAUUAGUAAACCAAAACCAGUAACAUAAAAAGGAAAAACUUCAUCAAGACCAAGUUGGGUCUGUUGCAGGAAGGCUAGGUUGAUUUAACAUUUAAAGAACAAUGUAAUCCCCAUAUUAGCACAAGAAAAAUCAAAAGAUGGAAUAAAAAUGUUGAUAGAAUCCAGUAUCACUUCAAGAUGUUUAAAAGCAUCUUAGAACACUGGGACUAGAGAGGAACUUCCUUAAUGUAAGAAAGGGUGUCCAUAUCUAGCAAGGAAGCUAUAGUAAACAUCAUUUUAUAGUAGCUAUGGAUUGAAAGUUUGUGUUCCACUGAAAGUCAUAUAUUGAAGCCUAAUCCCCACUGUGAUGGUAUCUGGAACUGGGGCCUUUGGAAGGUGAUUAGGCCAUGAGGGUGACCCUCAUGAAUGGGAAUCGUGCCCUUAGAGAUGUGAAAUAAAAUUCAUAUUUUAGGGCAAGACAAAAAUUUAAACAUAAAAAAAGUCCUCUGCCCUUUGUCCUCCUCUCUCCCCUCCACUGCACACUGCAUACCUGCAUUAUGCAUCGACCAAACCUCCCCCAUCAGCAGAAAUACCUGUUCAACCAUAAAGAGCAAUAUUCUCCCAGCAUCAACAAGACAACUCCUUAAAAGAUAA